Lepisosteus oculatus (spotted gar) is the source of this 1537-nucleotide messenger RNA. The record is from RefSeq and is a predicted model, not a curated record. NCBI's taxonomy places the organism in Eukaryota, Metazoa, Chordata, Actinopteri, Semionotiformes, Lepisosteidae.
UAUGUUUUAGUCUUGAGAAUCAAUAUUCAGUUUACACAGGACUAAAGAGAAUUUCAGUAUUUACCGUUGUUUGACUUGAAUUAUUUUAAAAGUAAUGUGUUAAAUUCAAUUUGAAUAAGAAUACUUUAAGAAAUUGUAAUGUAUCUUAGAAAUGUUUGUCGCUGAUGUUGGCCCUUUUUUACACCACUGAGGUAUUAGAGAGGUAUUAUUUGGAGGUCAAGAAAAAAUAUGAUGAUGCUCACGAUGACUGUGUAAAAAAAUGCAGUUCUCCAUCUGAGGCAGCAGAGAGCAACAAGAUUUUUACAAAUCGCGCAGUGGAGAAAGAUGGGUAAUGACGUCAUAAUAAUGGGACUGCACGGCGGAGAAGUGACUUUGAGACACUUGACUGAACGAAAUAGAUGGAUUAGUAUUUGCUAUAUUACUUAUCUCUAUUUUGUGGCAAUUUAAAUAUACAAACGUAUCCUCUGGGACUUCACGAUGAUUUCAAUUAUGUCAUUUGCCAGACUACUUCGGAAGAGUGAAGUAAGUUACAAGACUCUGUUAAUAACUGGGCAAAUACAACGAACUAUGGCAUCCCAGACAGAUGGAGAGCAACGAAUCAUACAGAUACUGAAAGAACAAUUCCCUGAAGCCAAGUCUCUUAAAGUAGUCGAUAUUUCAGGUGGCUGUGGGGCCAUGUAUGAAGUACACGUUGAAUCACAUGAAUUUAAAGGGAAAAGAACAGUGCAGCAACAUCAGCUAAUCAACGAGGCACUCAAAGAUGAAAUUAAAGCAAUGCACGGACUCAGAAUAUUUACUGCUGUCCCUAGUCAAUAAGACAAAGAAAUGCAGGUGGCUGGGACAUAAUUUCCUUCUAGACCAUGGAGUGGACAUUGGAUGGCUGAACACAAAGAAGAGGAAAAGGAAAACAUAGCCAUCAUUAACACAUUUAAUCUGAGGAACUUUUUGUUUAAAGAAAAACUUCUGAAAGGUUUUGGCUGUUACUGUUUUUCUGUGAUUCUGCUAGUUCAAAAGAACUGUCAUCUUGAAAGAGUGGUUUAUGGCAGGGACUGAAAUCAUAUAUAUAUAAAGGGUUGUGCUUUAAAAUGUAAUAAAUACACCUUUUAGAUUCUCAAACCUCAAUUCUUGCAGAUUAUGAUUAUUUAAUGGUUGUCUUUUUAUGCUGCAUCUUUAUGGUGUGUGACAGUUGUGCUUUAAUUUCAAAAGCUACAUUCAGUUGUCAGUGCAACAGGGAUUUCAUUGACUUUUGUCUUAACAUAUGACCAUUUAUAAUAAAUUCAAUAAAACUGUCAUUUUGUGUUUUAAUCGGUAAUUGAGCAGACUUUUGUAGGUCUUUGUAGAAUGAUUUGGAUAUUGUUUUGCUGUAGGAACUUAUAAGUUUAAGAAAUUAAUCAUAAUUGUAUGUUGACCUAAAAGCAUUAGGUUGGAAUGUUUUGAAUAACAUCAGUGUGCAACAUCAGUGUGCAAAAUGUUCACAGUUGUAAUCUUGUUGUACACAGUUGUAAACAGUAAAGGUUUCAAACUUUAAAAAUGAAAA